AUGGGUCCUGUGCGAAAGUACGUGGGCGAGCGCGCACUGCAAGGAGAGGAGCCCUUCGGGUGGGCCCUGAGCUACCUACUUGGAAAUGUGUCUUGGUUCAGGUUCUGGGUGAUCAUGUGGAACCUGGAGUAUUGGAUCCCUCUUCCUCCUCGCUUGGACGGUGAAAUAUGCUCUCUCGGCUGGAUGGAGUGUCUCCGGCAAACUUCUUUUGGCGAAGCCAACACACGUCUUCUGAUUGCUGCUCACUGUAUUGUGGUGAUUAUGAUGGGCCUGGGCGUUGUUUUCCAGUUGAGCUCCCUCGUAGAAGUGGAUACAAGACGCAAGGUUUUCCACGGCAUGAUGGUAUUGAUGUUUCUUCCUACCAUCUACAUCGAUCCUGCAUUCUGUGCUCUUGCUCUGGCUCUAGUACUGUCUAUAUUUCUCCUCCUGGAUCUUUUCCGGGCCUCCCAAAUGCCGCCAAUCUCUCGACCGUUGACUUAUUUCCUGGCACCCUAUGUUGACGGCCGUGACCAUCGGGGGCCUGUCAUCAUCUCUCACAUCUUCCUUCUCAUCGGAUGCUCCAUUCCUCUUUGGCUUUCUUUGGCUGACAUCCCCCGGUCGGAAGAUCACCCGUGGGGCGCAUGGAACGUUCAGUUCCGGGAUGUCAGUAUGGUCAGCGGAGUAGUAUGCGUCGGUCUUGGAGAUGCAGCCGCGUCACUAGUGGGUCGUCGGUUUGGUCGGCGUAAGUGGUUCUGGGGUGGAGGCAAGUCCUUGGAAGGCAGCGUGGCUUUUGCGGCGGCCGUGACCGGUGGUCUAGUUUUUGCCCGACUGUGGCUUGCCGCGGGCCAGUGGGCUGUGCAUGGGAACGAUGGGCAGAAUCAAGUAUUCUGGCUUUGGACGGUGUGCAAAGCCAUCAUAGCAGCUGCAGGCACCAGUGCGACCGAAGCGAUUUUGACGGGGUGCAACGACAAUGUUGUCGUACCGAUUGUGCUGUGGCUGCUCGUCAGGGGACUCGGGUUGUGA
Aspergillus oryzae RIB40 is the source of this 1002-nucleotide messenger RNA. Its product is annotated as putative phosphatidate cytidylyltransferase. The transcript has a single exon. The record is from RefSeq and is a predicted model, not a curated record. NCBI's taxonomy places the organism in Eukaryota, Fungi, Ascomycota, Eurotiomycetes, Eurotiales, Aspergillaceae. Gene Ontology annotation, biological process: dolichyl monophosphate biosynthetic process. Gene Ontology annotation, cellular component: endoplasmic reticulum membrane. Bases 1 to 1002 code for a protein of 333 amino acids. Gene Ontology annotation, molecular function: dolichol kinase activity.